AUGACCGUUGCGGAAGACGUUUCGAUCUGCCAGGUUGUCAGAGCACUCAAGCAUUCCGCCGUUGCAUAUCUCGAGAAGAUCCUAGCCGCUCUGUCGAUCAAACCGAUUCCCGAGCUUGCUCAAGCCACCUUCGAUACCCUCAAAUACUACAAGGAUCACUUCCCCAAGGGCCGGAAGAUCGGAACCUUGGUCACCGACAAGCUACUCUGGGAGUCGGGGCUACUAGACUACAACCCUCUGGUUCGACCAAUUGAAGCUUCAAGGCCGAACUCCGAGCUCGCAAUGGUGUGCGGAUUCACUGGAAGUGUGAAGCGCAAGUCCAAGGGCCGUGCUCACGCCCUCAAGACCGUGGUGGGUACUGAACCGGUGAUGCCAACGGUGCCACGGACUGAGGCCCAUGGUAACUCUGGGCCAUCUUCUACAGCCCCCACCCCCGUGAUCGAGCUUGACUUAUCUGGGGAUCGAUCUGGAGAGAAGCGUCCAAGGGAGGAGUCCGAGGCGCUUGACGUAUCUCCCCUGAACGAGGUGAGGGGAGAAUUUCCUUUGAGGAGAAGAAGANAAUUUCGAUGGGCUUCACGACUGGGAUGGGUCGACGACAGACGGAUCUGUGACUCACUUACCGGCGACGGCUCACGAUGGCACACAGUGACAUUCACGGGCUGCAGCGGUGGCGAGUUCAAGGGCCGUUGCAGCAACGAGAUUCACGGUUGGGGCAGCGACGAGGUUCAAGGCUGUGGCGGCGAUGAUAUUCAUGGGCUGCUACAGCAGUGA
Molecule: messenger RNA, 771 nt
Organism: Momordica charantia (bitter melon)
Lineage: Eukaryota; Viridiplantae; Streptophyta; Magnoliopsida; Cucurbitales; Cucurbitaceae
Source: RefSeq, a predicted model, not a curated record